AUGGCUUCAGAGAAACGGGCUAUUAGCCCAAUGCUGUUAUUCUCCCUUGGUCUCCUUGCUCUCUCGGCUUUCAACUAUGGACUCAGUGAUCAGGCGUUCUCGUCCUGUCAGGCUAUGGAUGCCUUCAUUGAUACUUUUGGAAAAUACGAUGCUUCGACGGGCAAGAAGGCAAUUCCAGCUUUGGACUCAUCCUUGUACAACAGUUUGAAGGCUGGUGGACAGAUUAUUGGAGUUUUUAUCGGUAGUUGGGUCAGCAACAGAUGGGGUCGUCGUAUGUGUAUCUGCUCUAUGAGCAUAUACGCACUUGGUAGUGCCUCUGUGGUUGUGAGCUCUUCAACUCAAGCUCAGCUUCAGACUGCCAGAACCCUUCACUAUAUCUACUUGGGUAUGCAAUUGGCUGUUAUCCCUACCUUCCUGACCGAACUGGCACCCGCCAAAAACCGUGGUGGAAUGGGUGUUAUCUACUGGCUUAGCAUCAAGGCUGGUGGUCUCUUCAUCACCGGCAUCGCACGGAAGACCAAGUACUUUACUACCAACGCUGCCUGGAGAAUUCCAUUCGGUCUUAUGCUUGUUAUUCCCUUCUUCGUUGCCUUCUUGGUCUGGUUCAUGCCCGAAUCCGCUCGUUGGUACCUCCUCCGUGACCGCCAGGAGGAUGCUCUGAGGUCUCUCACUCGCCUGAAGCCCAAGAAUACCCCUGAGGAGGUGAUUCAGGAGGACUGCCUUGUUCUGUCUGGCAAGGUUGCGGAACAGCUUCAGAAGAAGUCAUUCAAGGAUCUCUUCACCCCUCAAAACAGACAGCGUACUUUUGUUGUUGUCGUUUCGAACUUUUUCCAGCAGGCUACUGGUCAGGCAUUUGCCUCUCAGUAUGGAACAGUCUUCGUCAAGGAGUUGAACUCGGUCAACCCUUUCAGCGUCACUCUCGGUACUAAUGCCGUUGAUAUCGGUGCUAUUAUCAUUGCUGCAUCUUUGAUUGAUGUUAUUGGUCGUCGAAUCCUCUUCCACACCAGUUCUAUCCUUCAGACUGCGGCCCUGAUGACUAUGGGUGGUCUUGGAACUGCUGAUUCUAGCAACGUCAAUGCUAAGGAGGGUAUUGUCGCCAUGCUUCUGCUCUUCAGCUUCAGUUGGUCUCUUGGCUGGGCUCCUCUAGUAUACGUUCUUGGUGCCGAGCUUCCUUCUUCUCCUCUCCGUGAGAUGACACUGCAAAUUGCGUAUACCGUCAAACUUGUCACAGAGUUUGCUGUCACUUUCACCUAUCCUUACAUGGAAACUGCAGACACUCCACACCAUGUUGACCUCGGUGGUAAACUGGGUUUCAUUUAUGGCUCAUUGUCUGCGCUGGCCUUUGUUUUCAGUUGGUUCUGUAUCCCAGAGACAAACCGCCUGGAAAUUGAGGACAUUGACAAGGAGUUUGAUGUGGAUGCUAAGUUCAAGGAUAUCGAGGAACAGAAGGCAGAGCGUACUACUGUGACAGAGUUGCCCAACUGA
Messenger RNA from Penicillium malachiteum, 1485 nucleotides. RefSeq names its product general substrate transporter. Gene Ontology annotation, molecular function: carbohydrate:proton symporter activity. The record is from RefSeq and is a predicted model, not a curated record. The transcript has 5 exons. Gene Ontology annotation, biological process: carbohydrate transport; transmembrane transport. Lineage: Eukaryota; Fungi; Ascomycota; Eurotiomycetes; Eurotiales; Aspergillaceae. Bases 1 to 1485 code for a protein of 494 amino acids. Gene Ontology annotation, cellular component: membrane.